Molecule: messenger RNA, 1009 nt
Organism: Rattus rattus (black rat)
Lineage: Eukaryota; Metazoa; Chordata; Mammalia; Rodentia; Muridae
Product: cryptic protein-like
Exons: 5
Coding region: 300-812 (170 amino acids)
Biological process (GO): anatomical structure development
Cellular component (GO): extracellular region; cell surface
Molecular function (GO): signaling receptor binding
Source: RefSeq, a predicted model, not a curated record
CAGGACUGCUUCGAGUCAGCUCUCCAAGCCUGGUGGCUCAGCAGUCCUGACCUGAGGGGGCUCCAGCACCUGGACUCCCAGAUCUUCCUUCAGCCCCGCCAUCUUCUGGCCCAGGCAGAGGGCAGAGACAUCCCCAUCUUGCAAGCUUGUGCAUUCUGUAACCCGCUAUAGUGACUCCAAGACCUGAAGCAAAGGACUCCUCCAGGGCUAGAACAUUUGUGUUUCAACCUCUGUGGCCAUCGGUCCUCAAGCACAGAUGAGAGGGAACUCAGCAACCCAGGGUGUCGGUUUGAAAACGAAUGGAGCUAGGCUAUCAGAGAGAAGGAGAUGGUGCCAGAGAAAUCAGCUAUAUCCUGUCUCCAGAGCUCCCAGGGACGACACUGGAUGGAACCCUGAGUAAUUCCAGCAGAAAGAAUGACAGCCAGGAGGGAGCGCACCCGUGGGAGGCCCUUACUGGUUCCAGCACUUUGGAGGAGAGUGCGGUCCCUGGAUCCCGCUGUUGCCACAAUGGAGGCACCUGCGUUCUGGGCAGUUUCUGCGUGUGCCCCGCGCACUUCACAGGUCGCUAUUGCGAGCACGACCAGAGACACAGAGACUGUGGCACCCUGGGGCACGGAGCUUGGACCCUGCAGAGCUGCCGCCUAUGCAGGUGCAUCUUCUCAGCCCUGUACUGCCUCCCACGCCAAACGUUCAGCCACUGUGACCUGAAAAGCUUCCUCUCUUCAGGCGCCAGAGGAUCAAGGGCAUGCAGCAUCCCGAGACUCCUCCUGUUGGCGCUCUGCCUCCUCCUGCAGGUUGUGUGUGGCUGGUAAGGGCUGAGGCUCCGAACUGCCAUGACAGAAUCUCCUCCUGAGCCUGCAAGGUGUCACCCUUGACUACCCAUGGCACCACAGCACGCCUGCAGGAAAGCUGGGUGGUGGGCAUCUGCUUCAGUGUUGAAUGCUGUAAAUGACCGAAUGGCUGAACUAUGCUGGAUCCUCGUGCUGUGCAAUAAAGACGUUCAACAGCG